This is a messenger RNA of Astyanax mexicanus (Mexican tetra), 3213 nucleotides long. RefSeq names its product Ras and Rab interactor 2b (gene rin2b). Gene Ontology annotation, cellular component: cytosol; endocytic vesicle. NCBI's taxonomy places the organism in Eukaryota, Metazoa, Chordata, Actinopteri, Characiformes, Acestrorhamphidae. Bases 148 to 2886 code for a protein of 912 amino acids. Gene Ontology annotation, biological process: vesicle-mediated transport; signal transduction. Gene Ontology annotation, molecular function: small GTPase binding; guanyl-nucleotide exchange factor activity. The transcript has 11 exons. The record is from RefSeq and is a predicted model, not a curated record.
AGACACACAUGCCCACACACACAAUGAAACAGUCAUUAGCUACACUCAGCCUGACAGAAACAGAAACACGCGGAACUGGUCGCACUUCUUACAUCUAUAACCCAUUCCUAUUAAACUAUCAGGAUCUUUUGGCAGAAAAUUAUCAGCAUGACCAUGAACACAGGGUCCCUGUCCUGUCAGAUGUACAGAACUGGGAGUUUUUUAAAGCUGGUAGAUGCAUUUGCGUCAGAGCUUGAUCAGCUGGAGCAGGAGAUGAUUGAUGAAGCUUUACAGAAAAGCAACACAGAGCCUGAAGAAUCUCUGAUACUGGAGGUGGAGGGAGAGGUGAAUGGUGUUUAUCUGCAGUUUCCUUUGAUUGAAAGGUCUUCUGUAAGCAGAAACAUGAGUGUGCUGGACCGACUCACUCUCACACACCCCAUCUGGCUACUUCUGUCUAUUACAGAGCAAGAAGCCACACAGAUCCUACUGAAACAACCAGCAGGGGUGUUUUUGGUGUGGAGAUCUUCUGAACUCCAGAGAAAAGUGCUGUCGCUGCGUGUGGACAGUUCACCAGGACCCCCCAUCAUCCAGUACCCUGUGAAGGAGAGCCUGUACACAUUCUCACUGGAAGACGCAGGAAUCAGCUUUGCAGAUCUUUUCCAUCUUGUGGCAUUUUACUGCAUCAGCAGAGAUGUUCUGCCGCUCACCCUGAAGCUCCCAGAAUCCAUCAGCUCAGCCAAAACACCUACAGAAUUGAAGACAUUGGCCAGACUGGGAGCAGGAUUCUGGGACUCUGGAACUCAUUCUUGUUCACUGGUUCAGAACAAAUUCUUCAGCUCCCUGCACUGUGAGCAAUUGGUAACAAGGACACAUAGUCAUAACCUCUCGGGAUGCAGAGAUUUACCCAGUCAGGAGUGUAGUCCGCCUGAGCUGAGUCGUGCCUGCUCUGGAGGAGAGCAUAAGGACUGUAGUGGCUCCAGAGAAGCACUGUCGUUCUUCAAUCCACUUUUUCUUCAGACGCAUCAACGACUUGCGUGGAAAACCACCACCACCACCACCACCACAAGCACAGACUCUUGCAAAGACAUCCUCAAGCCAAAGUCUGAAGAGGCUCUCAGCAAAUCCCGGCCCGUUCCUCCACCCAGGCCUCCACCACCUCACUUACCUCCUGCUUACCCCCUACCUCAGAAGAGAAUGCCUAUGAUAGCUACAUCAGCCAAAAGCAGUCUGAGCACCGUGCCAAGACUCGAAAUCACAGGCUGUAUGGUUUCUAAGCACAAAACUUCAAAAAAGCUCCACGUGCCACAAAAUCAGCAAGAUAUUAUUGAUAAUCAUCGCUGUAGCUUUGCACUAGAUGAGACAAACAUAGCCAGAGCCUUGUCCCAAUACAAACAGUCCUCCAAGGCACCUUCCAGGUGUACAAGUGACAUAUCUAAAAGUCAGGAUGGUAAAAAACAGCCAAGACAUGGACUUAGUGACAGCUCCUCAUCUUCAUCAGACUCUUUGGAUGCCCUUCCAUACCCACACCAAUCAACUCGUCCACUUAGCCCCACACAAGGCCUCUCCACAGCCAACAGCAGUGAUGAGGAAGAGGAGGACGACUAUGGAACAGGACUACAAAGGCGCCUUCAACUGCGGCUGCAAGCCUCUCAACACUCCAAGAAGAUUCUGGCGGUUGGAUCAGAAGAGUCUCAUCAAAGAUCGCUCCUGAUCAUGCCACGUGCACUAAAGGGACGCUUCCGUAAGGUCAGGGGAAUCCUGGGUGUGCUGGCAACACCAGAAAGGCGAGCCAUACGCCACAUCAUCGAAAUGUCCCGAGACAAAAGCUCUUAUUUUGGCAACCUGGUACAGGACUAUAUGAGCUUUGUGCAGGAGAAUCAUAGCUGUCAUAGAUCAAGCCUGGACCUGCUGCAGACCAUCCGACAGUUCAUGACGCAGAUGAAGGCCUACUUAACACAGAGCUCUGAGAUGAAUCCUCCUGUUCAGUCCCUGAUACCCGAGGAACAGAUCGAUGCAGUGCUGGAACGAGCCAUGCAUAAAUGUGUGUUGAAGCCUCUGCAUGGCUCACUGGAUGCUGCUCUGCAUGAGUUCCAGGUCAGCAAUGGAGAAUGGCAACGUCUGCAGGAGAACUUGACAUUGGCAAGAGCCAAGAAACCAAGAGAGCUGGGAGUAAAUGGAGCUCAGCCUCCAGAUCAUCAUGCCAUUAAGAAGAUCCGACGUAAACUCCAUUCCAUGUGUAAAAUGUAUUCACCAGAGAGGAAAGUCAUGGCACUGUUGCACAUAUGCAAGCUCGUCUACACCAUAAUGCUGAAUCACUCAGGACGUACGUUUGGAGCUGAUGAAUUCCUGCCCAUGCUGACCUAUGUGCUGGUUCAGUGUGACAUGCCUCAGCUGGACACUGAGGUGCAAUACAUGAUGGAGCUACUAGACCCCUCUCUAUUGCAUGGAGAAGGUGGAUACUAUCUUACCACUGCAUAUGGAGCCAUGUCUCUGAUCAAGAAUUACAAAGAAGAACAGGCUGCCUGUUUUCUCCGUUCCACAACUCGCAACACACUGCACCAGUGGCACCAGCGACGCACCACCCAGAAAAACCUUCCCUCUGUAGAAGACUUCCAGAAUUAUCUACGAGUGGCUCUACAAGAAGCUGACAGUGGCUGCACAGCUAAAACUCUGCAAGUGCGCCCCUCUACCACAACUGAGGAGGUCUGCCGCCUCUGUGCUCACAAAUUCCACUUGAUUGAUCCAGAAAACUAUGGUCUGUUUCUGCUCACGGACGACAGCAGCCAGCAACUGGCCCCGGACACGUACCCUCAGUGGAUCAAAGCUGAAUUCCACAGCCAGACACACACUCGUCCCUUCUAUUUCGUCUAUCGGAGACUUCCAAAUGUUAAUGACUCUGUUCUAUAAUAGCAUCUCAACAGCAGCCGCCCUGUGCAGACUGUGCUAGUUGCUGUAUUUUAAGGGAAUAAUAUAUAUAAUUCAGUUGUAUUAGAAAACAAGCCUCUAUUCAUUUCCUAUAGACAAGAUCUGUGUUGUGGUAAGACUAAAGGUGAGAGUAAACACAGCAAGAUUAUCUCAGAUAGAUUUUAAUGAAUUAGAUACUGUAUGUCCCAGACUAAACUAAAGCUGUUAAAAUAGCCUUGAUUUCGAGUUUGAAUUCUGUUUUAUUGAAUUCAGGCACAAUGCUGCUUUAAUAUAAGCGAAAAAAAGAAAAAUAUAUAUUUUUCAAAAGAC